AUGGCCGACAGUUCCUGUAGCGGCUCUACGCCGUUCAAGAGCCUUGUCGAGCACGGCGCAGAGGAUAGAACCCUACACCGGGAUCGUUUCGCCAGAGCUUCUGGUACUCAGCAGGCUUUUCGAUCUACCGGGUUAGACCCCUCGGCGCAGGCGCAAGCGCACUUUGGCGCAUUUCUUGGUACAACCGAACCUGUCCAAGUAGGACCAGGCACGCUUCCGGCCUAUGCCUCCUCCUCCUCUAUCUUGAGCCCCUUCCAGCACAUACAAACAUCUCGGAUGCCAAUUACUCAGCACAGUCAUCGUUUCACUCCCGACUCCUUUCGAUCUGCAUCUCCCCAAGUACCGAGUGCAGCUGCCACGGCAACGGCGCAUGUAGCAGACCAACACAAUCAUGUCGCACAUCCGUCGACAAGGACAUCUAGCUGGGCACAAGACUUCGCAAGGUUCUCAGGGGGGGUUCCGAAUGCCGACAGUCAGGUGUCCGGUCUCUCUGCCAUACACCAUUACUCACCAGCUCCAGUUGGAUUCAAACAUGGAAUGAUAUCCCUGCAACCUGGACCGUCCUUUUUUCGUUCGGUUAGUGGCAGCGCUGCCCUCAACAAUGCGGCCAGCGCUGAGACUGACUUUGAUGUCGAAAUGGAUCGGUGGAUGGCAGCUCACGGAGACGGUCGGAUGGAGGAUGUGGAUGCCGUUAUGGAACAGAUUGCGCGAGAACUAGAACAAGAUCAGCAACCCGGGACUACCGACCAGAAGUCUAGCGACCGCUUUGAUGCUUCAGAAUUAACCGCAACAUCUGCAACAAGCGUCCCCUUGGAGGAAACAGGGCAACGCACGCGAUCCACUCCUGUCACAGAGGCAUCUCAUCAACAAGUGAAUGAGAGACACGGCGUGUCUGACACAAGUGGCAUUGCUAAAGCAGGAAUCACGAGUCUUCCGGAGCAAUUGCCCGACCUGUCGCGACUUGGCCUUGACGAAGCUUCUGAAAGGACAGCGACCGAGCCUGCAGAACAAGGCCAGUCACAGUCGGAGAUAUCGGAAGCUGCAAGACAGAUAUUGGAGUCGGUUCAACAUGAGCAAGGAGACAAGUGGAAAAAUUCCCGUUUUCUUUUACUCAUGAAGGAUUUUCGGGACGGCAAUAAGGAUAUCGUCAACAAUGAAAUUUUAGACACAAGCGCAGGCGGCGAAGGCCAACGCAGCGCUGGGUCAGGGUUGCCUCAUCAAACGCGACGCUGA
Molecule: messenger RNA, 1233 nt
Organism: Colletotrichum higginsianum IMI 349063
Lineage: Eukaryota; Fungi; Ascomycota; Sordariomycetes; Glomerellales; Glomerellaceae
Product: Peroxin 20
Exons: 2
Coding region: 1-1233 (410 amino acids)
Source: RefSeq, a predicted model, not a curated record